This is a messenger RNA of Danaus chrysippus (African queen), 1218 nucleotides long. The record is from the annotation of a GenBank genome assembly. NCBI's taxonomy places the organism in Eukaryota, Metazoa, Arthropoda, Insecta, Lepidoptera, Nymphalidae.
AUGAUGAUGUCAACAACAGAAGGAGAACUGGAUGUCGCAGAAUUGGAUGAAUUAGAAGAGGGCGAGUUAGAAGAUUCCGACGUAGAAUACGGUACGUAUGUUCCACUUCCGAGGCCUGAUGCUAUUAAACUUCCGUCGCUCGUAAACAUGCAAAUUCAGGACGAGCAGAGUGAUGAGGAUUCAGUCCAAGAAUCGUCAGGUUCAGAGUCGGACGAUGAACCGCGACGACGUGCUAAACGUACUAAGCUGCGUCCCAAAAGACCUCAACAGCAGGCCCACACUACUAAAAAAGAUAAAUAUAAUAUUUGGUGCAAAGCAUUGGAGGAAGAUAUUUUAACAGAAGAUAUGGUUAGCUGUGAUGUGUCAAAGAAAAGUAGAUAUGGCGUUGAAUCUUAUGAUUACACUAUUAAGUAUAGAUUAGAUGACCACUAUAUUUCCAAAAAAGUAUUUACCAAUAAUCAUAAACAUAGCAAUAAGGAACACUCUACCAAUAAAAGAAGUUAUUCUGACCGUUCUAAUGUUAAACUGAGGCUUGGAAAAAGAACAAAUAGUGAACAGCCAUCGGAAAGUAAACAAAAUCCAAGGAUUUUGACAGAUUUGUGUGUGACAUCGGAACAUCCUAUAGAGCAAAUUGCUCUGGAUAUAGCAGAGAAAUUGUCAGAAGAAAAAACUGAAUUAGUUGGUAGGAUAGUGGAAGUGCUUGGUGCUAAGAAAGCUAUAGAAAUAUACAAGGAGACCCAAAGAAUUGAAGCUGACGGAGGUAUGCUUGUAAUGAAUGGGACACGUAGACGUACUCCGGGCGGCAUAUAUUUCUUUUUAUUGAAGCGGGAUGAUGAUGUAUCUCAAGAUAUGAUUAAUCAAAUAUUUACGGAGGAUCGAAAAAAUACUGCACGCAGGCUGAAACAAACACGGGCUCGAAGUCGCCAAAAAGUUAUGGAGCAAUUAAAACAAAGUCUCACAGAUUCAGAACUGCCGUCUCUUCUUUCACGAGGUGAGGCUACUGUUCAAUCAGAACACGGCUCCAAUCCCCCGCCUUCACCAGCGACCGAUGCCCGGGACUGUUCCAGCGAUACUGACGGUCACUCACACAUAGAACAGCCUCCCUCCCCCCCACGCCCCAGAUCCCCCCUCCCUGACCGGACCUCCAGGGAGAUACAGCAGUACGACGAUGAUGACUUCUUAGAGGUCAUGUGCAAUGACGACAUGGACAUGUUCUAA